CGAGAUUGUGGGGGACACUCGAUCUACACGCCUUAUAAGUUGAAGAGGAACCGACGUCGCUUCCUUGACCCGAGUUCAAAGAGGUCAACGCAAUGGCGUCCCAUGAAGAACGUGAGCGCUUGCUCUUCAUGGCCAAGCUCGCCGAACAAGUCCACAGAUACGACGAGAUGGCAGACUCGAUGAGGAAGCUGGCGCACCUCGACGUGGAGCUCACCACCGAGGAGAAGAGGUUGCUGUCGGCGGCGUACAAGGAGGUGGCCACGGCCAGGAGGGACUCGUGGAGGAACCUCGCCUCGAUCGACGACGAGGACGCGAAAGCGAAGGGGCGCUUCUUCGGGGUGAUCAGAGAGUACCGCCGGAAGGUGGAGGCGGAGCUCGCGAGCAUCUGCAACGAUGUGCUGGCCAUGGUCGACGACCACCUCAUUCCCUCCUCGUCCGACGCCGAAUCGUCUGUCUUCUACCACAAGAUGAAGGCAGAUUACUAUCGAUACCUCGCAGAAUCCAAGACGGGCAAUGAAAAGAAAGAGAUUGCAGACAAGUCGCUUAAAGUUUACCAGGCUGCUACCAAAAUAGCUGAAAAAGAGCUAUCUCCGACAAAUCCAAUUCGCCUGGGUUUGGCUUUGAACUUAUCCGUUUUCUAUUACGAGAUCAUGGGCUCACCCGUGCGGGCAUUCCAAGUAGCACAUCAGGCUUUUGAUGAAGCCAUCUGUGGGAUCGACUUGAUGGAUCCAGAAGAACCAUGCAAGGAUAGCACUUUGAUCUUGAAGUUACUGAAGGAUAACCUCGCUUUCUGGAUCUCUGAUGUCAAUACGUUCGUAGACUAGUGAUGUAAGUUCUCUAUGCC
Musa acuminata AAA Group (dessert banana) is the source of this 844-nucleotide messenger RNA. Its product is annotated as 14-3-3 protein 9-like. The record is from RefSeq and is a predicted model, not a curated record. NCBI's taxonomy places the organism in Eukaryota, Viridiplantae, Streptophyta, Magnoliopsida, Zingiberales, Musaceae. The transcript has 5 exons. Gene Ontology annotation, biological process: signal transduction; intracellular protein localization. The coding region runs from base 93 to 824 and encodes 243 amino acids. Gene Ontology annotation, cellular component: cytoplasm.